This is a messenger RNA of Helianthus annuus (common sunflower), 1560 nucleotides long. Its product is annotated as endoglucanase 16. Bases 1 to 1434 code for a protein of 477 amino acids. The transcript is spliced from 8 exons. Lineage: Eukaryota; Viridiplantae; Streptophyta; Magnoliopsida; Asterales; Asteraceae. The record is from RefSeq and is a predicted model, not a curated record. Gene Ontology annotation, molecular function: hydrolase activity, hydrolyzing O-glycosyl compounds. Gene Ontology annotation, biological process: carbohydrate metabolic process.
AUGUCGGGAUCAGGCCGUUUGAUGAUCUCAUUGGCUCUCUUUGCAAGUUUGUUGGUGUGUGUAAACGCAAACUUUAAUUACAAGGAGGCCUUAACGAAAUCAAUUAUUUUCUUGGAGGCCCAACGAUCCGGAAAGCUUCCUCCACACCCUAGGCCUCCAUGGAGAGGUGAUUCUGCUCUUGAAGAUGGAAAAACAGUUGGUGUUGAUUUGGUGGGGGGAUACUAUGAUGCAGGAGAUAAUGUCAAGUAUGGAUUACCGAUGGCUUUCACGGUGACCACAUUGGCAUGGGCUGCGUAUUUUUACAAGGCGGAGUUAACAUCCGCCGGAGAGAUGAAAAAUGUUUUAGAUGGGAUCAAAUGGGGCACCGAUUAUUUUCUUAAAGCUAGCACCGGUAAUAAUCGAUUGUUUGUUCAGGUAGGAGAUCCAGUGUCGGAUCACGAGUGCUGGAUGAGGCCUGAGAACAUGAAAUCAUCAAGAAAAGUGUUGGAGAUUAAUCAGAAUUGCCCCGGGACAGAGAUUGCGGCUGAGACCGCUGCGGCUUUGGCUGCUUCAUCCAUUGUUUUCCGCGACGUCGAUAAGACCUACUCUCGCAACCUCCUUCACAGUGCCAAAAAGCUCUUUCAAUUUGCCAAUGAACAUAGGGGAACUUAUAAUGGUGAAUGCCCUUUCUACUGCUCCUACUCCGGUUAUCAUGAUGAGUUACUAUGGGGGGCAACAUGGCUAUAUAUUGCAACAAGGAGGCCAAUAUAUUUAAAAUAUAUUCAAGAUGAGUCCACCACUGCAAUUGUUUCUGAGUUUAGCUGGGAUCUCAAAUUUGCUGGUGCCCAGGUUCUUCUAUCUCAGUUGUACUGGGAAGGACAAAAAGAAUUUCAAACGUUUCAACGGCAGGCAGAUGGAUAUAUAUGUCAGGUUUUUCCAGAAAGCCCCUACCAUCAAGCUUUUAUCACCCCAGGAGGUUUACUUCACUUUAGAGAUGGUGCAAAUGCGCAAUACGUGACAUCCACGGCAUUUCUUUUCAGUGUUUAUAGCGAUUUGUUGGCUAGACAUCGUAUGCAAGUCACUUGUGGUGACAAGCACUUCACUAGCGUCCAACUCAUGGCUUUCGCUAAACGACAGAUGGAUUAUUUACUAGGGGAUAACCCGAUAAAGAGAUCAAUGAUGGUAGGGUUUGGUAACAACCCACCACUCCAGGCGCACCAUAGAGGUGCGUCGGUGCCAGUGAUGGCUCCAACCGAAGAUAUAAAUUGUGGGAUGAGUUUUGUUUACUGGUACAACACCAAUAAACCUAACCCUAAUGAGCUCACGGGUGCCAUCCUUGGUGGUCCGGACAAGCAAGAUAGGUUUAUAGACUCGCGGAUCAAUUCGUCCUACACCGAGCCAUGUACCUAUGUCAAUUCAGUCGCGAUUGGGGUCCUUGCAAAGCUGGCAAAAUAAUAUCAUAUAUUUUGAUCAAAGUUUGCACAUAGUGAAAUAAAUUUAGGGUUUCUUUGGGUAAGUGCAUAUAGCUCUUAUGUAGAAAUAGAUAUUUGAUGGCAGAUUAUCUUCAUUUGUUGUAACUAA